CGCUUUUUUUUUCCAAAGCCAAACAACUCAUUGCCAAAAGUGAUUUUGACAAAAAAAAAGAUAACAAGUUUGGCCAAACAAGCUAUUAAUCCACCUGACAUAUAUCGGUCCCAAGAAUUGUUUGUAUAAUUUUCCUUCUUUACCCAUUUGGUUUUGAGUUGAGUAUUCUUGAUUUCACAUUCUAGCUGCCUGGGUUUUCUUUCGCUUUUUCUCCCGGGCUUAUAACACAGAAACACAAAGGUUACCUUGGUCUUAUUUGUACGAGUCUAUUGUUGUUGGGGGGCCAUUUUUUUCUGGGUUCAAUUCGACUGAAUUCUGGUCCUCUCCACUAUUUAGUUUUUUUUUUUUUUUUAGUAACUGAUCACCGGUUAUUUGCUCCAAGACUCUGUGGGCAGCUUAUUCAGCUUAAAUCAUCAGGAUGACUUCAAAAGUUGGCGUGGGUUCGCCAUCUGUUGAAGAAGCUAGCGGUGGAGGAAAUACCAGAGGAGGUGUCCCACUGAAAAAAGGUCCUUGGACUAAAGAAGAAGACGCGGUUUUGAUGGAUUACAUCAGAAAACAUGGGGAAGGGAAUUGGAGUGCCGUCCAGAAGCACUCAGGACUUGCUCGUUGUGGGAAAAGUUGCCGUUUGCGCUGGGCAAAUCACCUAAGACCAGAUUUAAAGAAAGGUGCUUUAACUCCAGAGGAAGUGCGUCGCAUAAAUGAACUGCAUGCUAAGAUGGGAAACAAAUGGGCACAAAUAGCUGCUAAGUUGCCAGGUCGCACAGAUAAUGAGAUAAAGAACUACUGGAAUACCAGAAUAAAGAAACAACGGCGUGUAGGCUUGCAAAUAUAUCCUCCGGAUAUUUGUUUCCAGGCAUUUAGUGAGAACAAACAAAAUAAUGAGCUGGGAAUUUUCUCCUCUGCAAAUUCACAUCCUGAUUUCUUGCCUAUUAACGAUUUUGAGAUUCCAACUGUGGAAUUCAAAAAAUUGGAACCUAGUCAGCAGCUGUAUCCUUGGGCACUUGUUAAUAUUGCUGCUAGUAGCUUUUUUGAUAUUCCUGCAACUAGCCUGCUGGCUCAGGCUCUUAGUUCUUCUAAUACUUGUUCUGGCCUCUCAACAAUGCAUCCAUCCAAGCGUAUACGAGGAUCAGAAUCUUGGUUCUUUGGUAUGACUGAUAAUCUUUUUCAAGCUUGCCAUCAAUAUCAAAAUAAUGGUUCUUUGUUUGCUCAAUCCUUGGGGUUUUCCUCGUCAUAUACACAUAAUCUGACAUCUGAUAAUCACCCAUCAUUCUCCGGUGAAAUUCCUGGCAGCCAUGCCCCUUUAAAUGGCAACUCUUCUUCUUCAGAGCCCAAAUGGGCUAAGAAGCUGGAGCUCCCUUCACUCCAAAUUCAGAUGGCAAAUUGGGGUUCACCUUCCCCACUUCCUUCACUUGAGUCCUUCGAUACUUUGAUUCAAUACCCUCCAAAUGAGCAUGCUGAUUCGGGCAGUCUGUCACCUCGGAACAGUGGUCUAUUGGACGCUGUACUUUAUGAAUCACAAACAUCCAAAGCUUCAAAGCAUAAUUCACAUCAGGAGACUUCUUGUGAUGUAGUGGAUGAUUCAUGUCCUGAUCUCCAAGAGACACAGUGGGGAACUUACAGUAACCCAAUCUCUCCUUUAGGACAUUCUGCUGCAUCAGUGUUGAGUGAAUAUACCCCUACGGAGGUUCAUUGGAUGAGCCCCCCAGUCAAUAGCGAUGGUGGCUGGUGAGAAUGGUUAUCGAUUUGACUUAUCAGAAUUAUCUGCAGAGUUGAACGUGUACAACUGUUUAUGUCAUUAGAUUUCUCUAUGAUUUUGAAUGAUUCAAGGUUAAGCAGAAGAAGGUUGAGUUAGUUAUCAAACCACCCGUUGUAUUCCAGGAUGGAUUCGUGCUUUGCUCUCCUUGUCCCACAACAGAACAGGGGUAAGAACCAUAUGGAAUUAAGAUAUGCUUUCGGGUCUGUUCUUUUUUUUUUUUUUUUUAAUGAUUACAGCAGGGACUCCAUCAAAUGGUAAGUACCACAUAAUCUGGUUGUGGACUUGGUUCUUCUGCGGGAUGCUGUGUCCACUGUCUAGUCAAUAACCAUUAACCUCAAUGAGAGUACGGUACUUCUAAUGUGCUACCAACACCAUUUUGAUAAAAAUGUAAUUUUCACAGCUGAAACGACUAUACAAGACAAUGUAAUAUUUUGCAUCCAAUGGAGUUGCAUACCGUUUGUGGAAAUCAACUGAAAACACGAAUUCUUCUA
Molecule: messenger RNA, 2247 nt
Organism: Nicotiana tabacum (common tobacco)
Lineage: Eukaryota; Viridiplantae; Streptophyta; Magnoliopsida; Solanales; Solanaceae
Product: transcription factor GAMYB-like
Source: RefSeq, a predicted model, not a curated record